This is a messenger RNA of Radiomyces spectabilis, 412 nucleotides long. RefSeq lists its product as uncharacterized. The transcript has a single exon. The record is from RefSeq and is a predicted model, not a curated record. NCBI's taxonomy places the organism in Eukaryota, Fungi, Mucoromycota, Mucoromycetes, Mucorales, Radiomycetaceae. Bases 50 to 289 code for a protein of 79 amino acids.
AUCUCUUCGAUCGCUAUUCUACACUUCAUUUCCAGUGAAAGUUCCUCCCAUGGCCAAUCAUAAGCUUAUUCUCUGUUUAUUCUUACUUGCUAUCUCAAUGAUAUCCAACGCUCGAUGGACCGGACCUCAGGGACAAGUUUGUAUACAAGUAGCAUGUGCAAGCAAUGAAGACGAAAUGUGCACAGCGUACUCAGCAGCAGAUGCAAGAGAGAAUUGCCCUUCAAUCUGUGGUGACUUUGGCCCUGAUUGCUUCGAUGGUGUCCGAACGUGUUGUUUAACACGAAAUUAACCCUCAAUGCCCAUGUAUUGCUUUAUCGUGCCCGUCCAUACUUUCUAAUAAAGACAUGAACUAGGCAAAAGUGGUCCCAUUAACGGCAUCAUAUAUCUUUGAAGGUGAAUAAAAUACAGUGGU